Messenger RNA from Malania oleifera, 462 nucleotides. RefSeq lists its product as uncharacterized. The coding region runs from base 1 to 462 and encodes 153 amino acids. The record is from RefSeq and is a predicted model, not a curated record. The transcript has a single exon. Lineage: Eukaryota; Viridiplantae; Streptophyta; Magnoliopsida; Santalales; Ximeniaceae.
AUGGAUGUUCCCCUACCUAGCAAGUUUAAAAUGCCAAGUGUGGAAGGAUACCAUGGUUUUUCCAAUCCUGUUGAUCAUCUAGACACCUUUAAAAUUCUGAUACAACUACAAGGUGCACCAUAUGCAAUAAUGUGCCAACCAUUUGCAGCCACUUUAAAAGGGAAUUAUAGGGCAUGGUAUCAAACCUUGAAGCUUCGUUCUAUCAUAUCUUUUUUCGAGAUGGAGCAACAGUUCACCGGGCACUUCAUCAAUAGCCGGAGGAUAGCGAAAACUUUGGCUCAUCUAAUGAUCCUUAUUCAAGGAGAAAGGGAAAUUUUAAAGAAAUUCAUGCACCGUUUCAUCAAUGCAACCCUGGAGAUUCGAAACUUGGAUCAUGGAGUAGUAGUAGAAGCCUUGACAACUGCUCUCCAGCUAGGGGAUUUCUUGAAUUCAUUGGGAAAGAAGCCCUUAACCAAUAUGUGA